Molecule: messenger RNA, 1587 nt
Organism: Anopheles gambiae (African malaria mosquito)
Lineage: Eukaryota; Metazoa; Arthropoda; Insecta; Diptera; Culicidae
Product: gustatory and odorant receptor 22-like
Exons: 3
Coding region: 1-1479 (492 amino acids)
Biological process (GO): sensory perception of taste
Cellular component (GO): membrane; neuronal cell body; dendrite
Source: RefSeq, a predicted model, not a curated record
AUGCGCUGGAACGGUUGUCGCUACAGAUAUAAAACGGAUCAAACACCACAAAGGCGGGCUAAAAAGAAUUUCAUUCGGCGACACUGUCCUACAAAAACGAUGGUUAUCAAGGAAAGUGAGUUCGAUGAUUCGCUCGGGUACGCGUUGCUGCGCCGCGAUAUGGGCACCGUCUGGGACACGGCCAAGGACGAGCGGAUGGUCAACGGUACGAUGGAUCCGGAGCUGAUCCAGCGGGCCAAAGAGCGUGCCGUCCGGGCCCAGCUCAACUCCGCCGAUGGUGACACGUGCGAAACGCACGACCAGUUCUACCGCGACCACAAGCUGCUGCUCGUGCUGUUCCGGGGGCUGGCGGUGAUGCCGAUUACCCGGUCGGUGCCGGGCCGCAUCACCUUCAGCUGGCGGUCGGCGGCGUCCAUAUACGCGUUCUGCUUCUACCUCGUCUCCACCGUGAUCGUGCUGGUGGUCGGGUACGAGCGGAUCAAGGUGUUCCAAACGACCACCAAGUUCGACGAGUACAUCUACGGCAUCCUGUUCGUGAUCUUUCUCGUGCCCCACUUCUGGAUCCCGUUCGUGGGCUGGGGCGUCGCGAAACAGGUCGCCAUCUACAAGACGAUGUGGGGCGCGUUCCAGGUGCGGUACUACCGCGUGACCGGCACCUCGCUCCAGUUUCCCCACCUGAAGCUGCUGAUCGUGUUCCUCUCGAUCGGGUGUCUGGUGUGCGCGAUCGUGUUCCUGCUAUCGCUCAGCUUCCUGCUCGAGGGCUUUGCGCUGUGGCACACGUCCGCCUACUACCACAUCAUCACGAUGCUCAACAUGAACAGUGCGCUGUGGUACAUCAAUAGCCGCGGGAUACGGGUGGCCUCCUCGAGCUUGUCGCGCUGCUUCCGCCAGGACGUGGCGAUCGAGUGUACGGCGGCGAUGAUCUCGCGCUACCGCUUCCUGUGGCUGAAUCUGAGCGAGCUGCUGCAAGCACUGGGCAAUGCGUACGCGCGCACCUACUCCACCUACUGUUUGUUUAUGUUCGUCAACAUAACGGUGGCCAUUUACGGGGCGCUGUCGGAGAUCAUCGACCAUGGGUUUGGAUUUUCCUUCAAAGAAAUCGGCCUGAUCGUGGACACGGUGUACUGCUCGACGUUGCUGUUUAUCUUCUGCGACUGCUCGCACAAUGCCACGCUGCAGGUGGCGCAAGGUGUGCAGGACACGCUGCUCAGCAUCAAUCUGCUGAAGGUGGAUCAACCGACGCAGAAGGAGAUCGAUCUGUUUAUACAGGCGAUCGAGAUGAAUCCGGCAAUCGUAAGCCUGAAAGGGUACGCGGAGGUGAAUCGGGAACUGCUCACAUCAAGCAUUGCCACCAUCGCUAUCUAUCUGAUCGUUUUGCUGCAGUUUAAGCUGUCCUUGAUAUCACAACAGAUACCGGUAGAAAUUAUUGAAAAUGUUAAGCUGCUACAGAAACAAGCCAUUACCGGAGCCUCAACAUAAGUCAAAAGGUAACAUAGUUCUAUUCUCACCGUCUCUCCCUGCACAAUAAACGUAAAAGAAAUAUACAAAAUAAACUGAUAGACAAAUUGCAAUUCAUGUAAAUGUAUU